ACUCGCUUACUGUUAAUCCUGGCGGACAAUGCCAAGAAAAGCCCAAGGGGGAAGCUGUAUGAGGUCCUUGUCCUUAUCAGCUCAGAAGGGUCUCAGAGAGCAGAGUUGUUGUGGCACCUCCCUCCACCAAUCACUAGUGCUCACCCAUCGGCCUUAUUAUCAUGUGUGCUCACUGAUAUAACAGUGACAUCAAUCUGCCGUCAACCAGACCAUACCUGUGCCAAGUUAAACAAUCAAAGCCAUGCAUGAGGUGACCUGUGAAUUCACACACCCACGCAAAAACACAUGCCCACACAUUUCUCUCUAGGGAGUGCAUUUGGCAGGAAACCUGUCAUGAUCUGUGCAUGUCAUUUUUCUCACCAACUUGGGAGUUUUAACAGACCUUGCCCUUUUUUGACAGACAUUUUGGCUCAUUCCAGACCGAGCACAGACCGACUGCUGGCUUUGCGUGAAACAGCAGCUUUGAAUUUAGAAGCUGAAGUCCUAUUAAGGAUCUGGUCACAAGGGAUAUGAAGCUGGCUGCAGGGUUAGCCGUGCUGUGGCUGUGGGUUGUGGAGGCCAUGGAAAACUGCCCUGAUGCUUGUAAAUGCAGCCAGAAAACCAGUGCGGAAAAGACUGAAGUCAGUUGUCAGAAGAAGGGACUUGAGAGCAUCCCACCCAAACUCCCUCUGGACACAUGGAUCCUUAAAAUGAGUGAAAAUUUAUUGCAGGAUCUUCCAGCCAACAUGCUGAGCUCUGUCCCUAAAAUCGAGAGCGUAAACUUAGAGCGAAACUCAAUCAAAUCAAUACACCCUCAAGCAUUUUCUGGGGCCCAGCGACUGAUGCUUCUGAAUCUGCAAGGAAACCGGAUGUCCAAACUCCCAGUGAAGGGCUUCAAAGAUCUCCUAAACCUACGCUUUCUCAUGCUGGGCCAGAAUCAGAUAGCUAGCCUGAAACCUAACAUGUUCAUUGGCAUGAGGAACCUCUCAGAGCUGGAUCUGCCCCUGAACGCCCUCACUGCUCUCCCACCAAAUACAUUCAAGCCUCUGAUUGCCCUCAAAGUCCUGGAUCUAGCCUUGAACCACAUCCAAAGCAUCUCACCCAAAGCCUUUGUCGGACUUGACGAGCUGCUUUUUCUCAAUUUGGACAACAACAAGCUGAAGAAUAUCCAAGCUGGGACCUUUGCGUCCUUGAUUGGUCUUGAGAUGCUGGUGCUAGACAACAAUUUUCUCUCCACACUCUCCGCGGCCAUGCUAGAAGGUCUUUCCAACCUGCAGGAACUCUAUGUGAGAAAGAAUAAAAUCGAGAGUCUGCCAGCUGAUGUGUUCCGCCACACACCUAAACUUACUCAUGUGGGCUUAAGUGGGAAUCAGCUUCAUGCCAUUGAUGGAAACAUGCUAGCCAACAUGCAAGGUUUAAAGGAGGUGUUUCUGCACGACAACCCAUGGAAAUGUGACUGCAGCAUCAAUUCACUGGUGCAUUAUGUAGCCCAGACGAGGGCUAAUCACUCUCCUCUGCAAAGACUUCGGUGCACCAGCCCAGAAGAGUUUCGUGACAGACCCAUCCACCAGCUGAAAUCUGAUGAACUUCCCUGCAGGGCCUAGAAAAUCCUCACAUCUGAUGUCACAUCACGAACGACCUCCAAAAGUUGGGAGCACAGUGUAAUAACAGCGUGAUAUUUUCUGCAUUUGAAUGGCGAUGCUUCACAGAACUCCAACCACAAUUGCUUUGACAGGUUAAUGAUAGAGCUGCUGUUCUGCAGAUAGUCAUAAUUUUUACCCACACCAGUCGACUAUUUUCAGGCCACCUGGAGAGCAGUGCAUCCUACAAAACUAAGGAAGAAGUUUGCAUUUGUUUUUUCUUAUACAAAUGAAAUGCCUAUUUUGUUAUGUAUAAAUAAUAAUAAUAUGUUUUCACAUUUAACUUAAUGUUACAAAAGCUCAUGUUAUAUAUUCUAUGUAUUAUUUAUCCAAAGUGUUUUUUAUUGUCCUUCAGCAUCUACGUAGAAGAUGCUGUCAAAAUAUAAGUAGUAUGUUAGUAGGUGAGUAAAUAAAAAAUACUGUAUCAUACAGCAGUUUAAAUGUAAUUAAACCUAUUCUCAAAAUUAUUUAUCUAUUUGAUGUAUACAGUAUACACACAAUAAACACAUUUCGCAACCUCAAUUGAUUAUUUUGUUAGAUGCAGUGAAGCCUAAACUAAAUAAAUAGAGGUUUGCUCAGAGACAGACUGUAAACUUCCAGCACCACCUGAGACUGAAUUCCUCAUCAGAUUGUUACAGCUGAAUAAGCUUCCUUUGAAAUCAU
This is a messenger RNA of Carassius carassius (crucian carp), 2282 nucleotides long. RefSeq names its product insulin-like growth factor-binding protein complex acid labile subunit. The coding region runs from base 510 to 1583 and encodes 357 amino acids. Gene Ontology annotation, molecular function: protein binding. Gene Ontology annotation, cellular component: extracellular matrix. The transcript has 4 exons. The record is from RefSeq and is a predicted model, not a curated record. NCBI's taxonomy places the organism in Eukaryota, Metazoa, Chordata, Actinopteri, Cypriniformes, Cyprinidae.